UCCGCUCCUGGAGGCCCAUUGCCCUGCUUCUCUGUAAUCUCCAAAGGGCUGGAACGCAUCAUUGCAAGGCGACUGGCGUACACGGCACUCAUUCACGGCAUAGUCAGCCCACAGCAUGGGGGGGCGCUGCCCAGACGAUCUGCAAUGGACCUGGUAGCUGCUUUCACUCAUGAGGUGGAGGCAGCCUUCGCACAAAACAAAGAAGUGUCCAUGGUCACAAUGGAUGUGCAGGGUGCCUUUGAUGCUGUGCUGCGCAGGCGGCUGCUUCAGCGGAUGGCGCAGCAGGGGUGGCCACGCGAGCUGCUGCAGCUCAUUGACAGUUUCCUCACUGAACGCAGAGCUCAGGUCCGGCUGGAGGGGACCACCACAGCAGCACAUCAGAUGCAAUGUGGCACGCCACAGGGGUCUCCUUUGUCACCAAUACUGUUCCUUCUGUACCUGGCAGAGCUGCUGUGGCAAAACUCGGAGUUGCGCUUUGGCUAUGCGGAUGAUCUGAACAUCUGGCGGGCGACCCACUCACUUGACAACAAUGCCACCCUUCUCAGACAGGAUAUACAGAGUAUUCUGAGGUGGGGGGAGAUAAACAAGGUGGCCUUCGCACCAGAGAAACUUGAGAUGAUCCAUCUUACAAGAAAGCGACACAAUGAGGCACCAGCAGUAGUUGUGUCUGAGGACCUCACUGUUCACCCUGUUACUGCCCCAGCUGGACAGGAGCCAGCACUUCGCUGGCUGGGUGUACACUUUCGACAGAAAGGCUCACCUGGAGACCACAUUGUCCUCCACUCCGGGCAAAGAAAGGCAAGGGCCCGUGGGCCCCAGCACAUCCGGGAGUCUGGGAAAAGAACUAGUAGACGGGCUCUCCAGCAAACGGCUCUGCGGGAAGGGCGGGUCACCACCUUGGCGUGGGUUUCCCUUCACUGGCUCCUUUGGCACCAGUAA
Molecule: messenger RNA, 939 nt
Organism: Histoplasma mississippiense
Lineage: Eukaryota; Fungi; Ascomycota; Eurotiomycetes; Onygenales; Ajellomycetaceae
Exons: 1
Source: RefSeq, a predicted model, not a curated record